AUGAGUGAUUCCGGUGUGAGUUGGUUAGACCCGCUAAGUGCCUGUAUAAUAUUCACAAUUCUCAACUUUGGCACUAUCGAAAUCUUGAGAAAUAUUGUCUAUCGACUCAAUUUCAAUUUGAGAACGUUGAUUCUGAUGUACGAAUUUCUCGGCGCUCUCUCGUUUUGUACAUGUCAUUAUGCUGAAUCUAUCAUGUUUGACAACUAUGGUUACAUUGCAAUGAUCGUCGUGUCGUCAUUCAACAUCAAUCGCUUUUACUAUCUCCAUCGCAGAUCCGAUGAGAAACUCUGGGAAACUCAAAACGGACUACGCGCGCGUCUUGCCAAUGAAGAUUUCGGAGGCUACGAAAAGGUUCUACGAUUCCUCGGCGGAUGGUUUUCAUACGUUCCGUCCUAUUUGUGUUGGGCUGUCAUCCGGGAAGCUUUCGGGAUUGUACUGAAAAAGCAUGGUGGCCACUAUCCGUAUGACAAUGCGCUUUUCACCAUCAUUUUAACCGAAUUCGUCUUCGGUGCAGCUAUCCGUGUGAUGUUCGAUUGGUAUUCCGAUUCUAAACUGCUCCAUCUCAUUCCAUUGAUUUAUGCGGUUAUCUUUAGUUCUGGACAACAGGUUGGCAGACCUCCCGGCGCUCAUCCGAUCAUCACAUUUGUCGGAAUUACUAUGGGAGUUGAGCCGAAUUUCUUGUAUUUCUUCCUUCAUGCUAUCUAUAUCUAUGCUGGCUGGAUGCUUGUUGUGAAGCUGCCACUCCCCGAGGCACUGCUGGUUCGUGCUCCAUAUCUCAGUGAACGCAGAGCACAGAAUCAGAAAUUGCUGAAUAAGAUCUUGAAGACACGCAAAGGAAAAUAA
Caenorhabditis remanei is the source of this 843-nucleotide messenger RNA. RefSeq lists its product as uncharacterized. Bases 1 to 843 code for a protein of 280 amino acids. Lineage: Eukaryota; Metazoa; Nematoda; Chromadorea; Rhabditida; Rhabditidae. The transcript has 5 exons. The record is from RefSeq and is a predicted model, not a curated record.